Molecule: messenger RNA, 4071 nt
Organism: Penicillium expansum
Lineage: Eukaryota; Fungi; Ascomycota; Eurotiomycetes; Eurotiales; Aspergillaceae
Product: Alpha/beta hydrolase fold-3
Exons: 8
Coding region: 1-4071 (1356 amino acids)
Biological process (GO): proteolysis
Cellular component (GO): cytoplasm
Molecular function (GO): calcium-dependent cysteine-type endopeptidase activity
Source: RefSeq, a predicted model, not a curated record
AUGGAGUUCGACGACGAGAUGGGCUAUGCCGUAGCAGGACCAGGCUCCUCGCGCUCAAACAGCCGACCGCCCCGUCCACGCUGUCAAGCACCCCAGGAAUUCGUCAAGCAGUUCUGGGAACAAUUCAACACCAAGUACCCCGGCAAAGUAUACACGGUGCUGCCAGACAACCCGUAUGCACGGACGCGGGCCAAGCACGUACCCAGCGGCCGUAUCCAGGGCCACGAGGCCGUCAAGUCGUACGAGCAGGCGCGCCAGGAAUGUGAAAAGUCCGUCUGCCGUAUUGUCAAGGAAUGCGAGCGUGUGAAUCAGAAAUACUCAGACCCGCACUUUGAUAUCGAGUUAGAUCUGAAGUGUGGUCGGAGACACUAUCUCGAUGGAUUGGAUAAACCCAAUAACGAUUUCAGACCACAGGGAGUGAAGAGAGUGACCGAAAUUUUUGAGAAUCCGCAGUUCUUUGUCAAUGGGCCUACCGCGUCAGAUGUGCGACAGGGAUAUGAUGGGGAUUGCUGGCUCAUGGCUGCGCUUUGUACUAUGGGCAACAAGGCGGAGCUUAUCGAGAAGAUUUGUGUUGCUCGCAAUGAAGACGUUGGAAUCUAUGGAUUUGUUUUCCAUCGAGACGGCGAGUGGCAGCAGUGCAUUAUUGAUGACAAGCUCUAUCUCCGCGCUGCCGACUAUGAUGAGUCUGUGACUGAGCGGCCCCUCUGGGACGACAUCAAUCGGAAUGAUACGGAGGAAGAGUACCGGCGAGUCUGGCAGACAGGCUCGCGGGCCCUGUACUUUGCCCAGUGCGUCGACGAUAACGAGACUUGGCUACCUCUUCUAGAGAAAGCCUUCGCAAAGGCCCAUGGCGACUAUUCUGCGAUCGAGGGUGGAUUUGUUGGUGAAGCUCUCGAGGAUCUUACCGGAGGCGUCACAUCUGAGGUCUUAUCCAGCAACAUCCUGAACAAGGAUCGCUUUUGGACUGAGGAAAUUAUGAAGGUCAAUAAGGAAUUCUUGUUUGGUUGCGGGACGGGUCUAUUUUCAAACUGGUUGGAGCCCUCGUACCAUGGUCCACCAAGGGAUCGAAAGGGUAUCGCAGAGGGCCACUCCUACUCCAUCAUGGAUGCCCGGGAGAUUGACGGACAUCGACUACUGCGAUUGAGGAACCCAUGGGGCCGCAAAGAAUGGUACGGUGCCUGGGGUGAUGGAUCCAAAGAAUGGACGCCUGAAUGGAUGGAAAAGCUUGGCCAUAAAUUUGGCAACGAUGGUCUCUUCUGGAUCUCCUAUAAAGACCUCCUCAAGAAAUACCAGCACUUCGACCGGACUCGCCUUUUUGGGCCUGAAUGGACAAUUACCCAGCAAUGGACUACCUUGAAUGUCCCCUGGUCCGCUGAUUAUCACAGCACUAAAUUUAUGAUGGAUGUGACCACCAGUGGUCCGGUAGUCAUUGUGCUAUCCCAGCUUGAUGCACGCUAUUUCAAAGGACUAGCCGGCGAGUACAGCUUCGUGCUCAAAUUCCGUCUGCAGAAGGACGGAGAACAAGAUUAUCUCGUGCGCAGCCACAACAGCCAUUUCAUGGGCCGAUCUGUUAACGCCGAGAUCGAUCUUGACCCGGGUCGCUAUCACGUCCUGAUGAAAAUCACAGCCUUCCGUCACGAAGACGUCGAUUCCACCGAAGAAAUCGUCCGCCAGGUUGCGUCGACGAGAAGAGAGAAAUUGGUCCAAGUCGGCCUUUCAUACGACCUCGCACAUGCGAAGGGACUGGUGGGCGAGACAGAGCAAGAAAAGCAUGAGCAGGAACUUUUGAAGGCAGCCGAGCGUAAAAAGCUUCGGGAUGAGAUUAAGAAAAAUAUGCAGAAGGAUUGGAUCCGCAAUCGGAAGCUAAGUGCUCGAGAAGAGCGCAGGAAAGCAAGGUGCGGGAGCCGUACCCCUAGCGGUAGCUCCUACGAUCACAACCCCGAAUGCGAUUAUAUUCCCAGCCAGAUUCUGAAAGAGAGACCAGUGGAAGAAUCUCCUAUCGAGGCUGCAAGUAUCUCGAGCGAAAGCAGUGAUCGCCGUGUCAACGGUUCCGUCCCGAUCAUCCACGUCAACGGCGGCCAGGGCCUGCACGCGAGACAGGCAAACAGUGGCCGGCUACGUGGAGCGGACUCCCCACGUCCCAGCCUAGACGUUCGUUUUGCUACAGAUUCUCUGGACCCGAGCGACCUUGAGUUACUUGAAGGGUUCGAAUUUGACAGCGAUGUCGAUAUGCCUCCUGACGAGGCGGAUGUGAAGAAUCACCCUCCAUUGAUGGACCGUGACGAGCCUGCUCUUGACCCGUGGAACGCUGUGUGUGUGGUUGGGCUGCGGGUUUACUCCAAGGAUCCGAUGUUGAGUUUGCAGGUUGUGCGUCCUGUGCCAGAGGAUGAUACUGAAGCUCCUCUGGACCGAGACGACCCUGCGGCGUCGGCGACUACCUCGAACAAGGCCAACACACCGAUCCUUAACAAGUUUUAUCAAAGAUCAGGUACAUGCUCCAAUAGUGCUAUGCAAAAUAUCAUCUGCUCGUCCCGCGGUAUAGCCCUUGUCCUGCGUCGCAGCAGAGGAGCUACCCGCAUUUUCGUCGCGUGUUUCCAAAGCUCGCGAUAUUCGACCGCCUCAUCCGAUUGCACAGAUGAGACAAUUUCCCUUCCAAUUGGAAACAAUGGAGCCAUCUCACUAAGAAUUACGCGACCGAGCGCGUUGAGCUGGUCUCAGCAGGGGCAAUCACCAAAAGACCCAAAUGUAAUCCUCUACCUUCCGCCUGGACCUUUGUUCCAGGGAAAUGGCACGAGCGAAUCUCAAAAGCAUGGAAACUUUGAAGUUGAUCAUCAAAGGACUGGCGAUACCAAUGCCUUGGCCUCUGCAGCAGGUUCACCCCAGCAUGUCCUAGCAUCUACCGCGUCUGCAUUGGUAGUCACAGUCAACUACCGCCUCGGGGAUAAACAAACACCUAUUUCCCCAUCAUCAGAUGAAAUCUCUAUAUCGCAAGAAUCAAUUGAGUCCUCGGACCAAACCCCGGAACCAAUCAAUCCUCAACUCACCUCUUACAAAUACCCAACCCCAGUCCACGAUACACUGGCCGGAUUCGACUGGAUCCAAACCAACCUCCGACCAUCCCAACUAGCCAUCUUCGGCACACACAUCGGGGGCUCUCUAGCUCUCAUGCUAGCUCUAACAGAAGCGCAAUCCAUCCAAGCCGUCGCCGCCGUAGAACCCGUUUGCGACUGGCCCGGGUUGGAUGAGUACUGCACGCGCGAGAGCACCAUCACACCCUCCAAAAAAGGAGCAGACAAUACCACUCCAAGCACAACAAUAACAUCCAAACACAAGCGCCAACCAAGAAAAAAGUCCCAAGCACCACCAGACCUAGUCCCUCUCCUCCAAGCGCGCUCAAAAUUCUUCUCAACCCCAGAGCGCUACUUCGACUCCUUCGCCUCACCAAUCCUCUUCCUCCGCUCCGCAGGCCGGGAUGUACCGCGCACAUUCCCGCAGUAUCUCACUGGACCGGAGUAUCCCGUCCCCGUGCUGAAGGAGAAGGCGCGGAGCACGACAGCCGCAGAACAACACGCAGCAUCGGACAGGUCGAUCUGGGAUCGAGAUGUGUAUCCGGAUAUGGAUGCCGACGACGUUGAUGAUAUUAGCGGUACGGUUACUCGGCGCCGGAAGGCGCUUUCGCGCUGGCCGCCGUAUGGUCUGGAUUAUAGGAUCAGUGGGAAUACGUGGUCUGGGCCUGGAGAUGGGAUUGGGCGGUUGGAGAUGGCUUUGCCUUGGGUUCGGGUGUUUUUGAGAGAGGGUAGUGCUGGUUUGGCUUCGGAUUCUUCCUCUUCGUCUGUGACCGAGCUGAAGAAGAAGACUAGAGAGGGGGGUCAUGGUUCUACGGUUAUUGCAAGACAGGCUGAUGAGAUGGUAUCUGCUAUGCGGCGGGCAUGCUUUUGGGGGCGGGAGAAGGGCGUUGGGGAGCGGAGGGUUACUUUGUCUCAGGUUCAGAGGACUGAUGGCAAUGAGGGAGAGGAAGUGGGUGACUGGUUCAAGGAUGUGUUUGAAGGAACAAUGGAGGAUAUAGAUUAA